Messenger RNA from Naegleria gruberi, 1080 nucleotides. RefSeq lists its product as uncharacterized. The record is from RefSeq and is a predicted model, not a curated record. Gene Ontology annotation, molecular function: GTPase activity; G-protein beta/gamma-subunit complex binding; guanyl nucleotide binding. Lineage: Eukaryota; Heterolobosea; Eutetramitea; Acrasida; Naegleriidae. Gene Ontology annotation, biological process: G protein-coupled receptor signaling pathway. Bases 1 to 1080 code for a protein of 359 amino acids. The transcript has a single exon.
AUGGGUUCAAAGCAAAGCAGAAACACUGAGAAGAAACUUGACGAAAGUUCAACCUCUUCCAAAACACAAGAACUAAACAUUUGGCUCUUUCCCGGAUCCGGAGCAAGUACAUUCAGCAGACAACUCAUCAAUGAAACAAUUCGUGAUGAGAAUCAAAUUGAUGCUUGUUGUAAUGUUCUGUUAUCACGAAUGGAAGAUUUUGAUGAGUUUUGUUCAAUGGAUGAAGAAUUUGCAAGAUUGAAGAAUUUGAAUCAAUUUGAUAGAAUUCCAAGACCUAGGGAGAUGCUUACACGGAUUUGGAAACAUGACGAAAUGAGACGAAUCUUAUUGGAAAAGUAUUUCAAUGUUUGGAGACUUGAAAAUUUAACCUUAUUUAUGGAACACUUAUUGAAUGGAAAUUUUGAUAAUCGUUUGGAAAAUCCUUUAAUUUAUGCUUCGCAAAGGACUACAGGUUUUAUUGUUCAUGAUUUUUUAUAUUCGAAUCCAAUAAUUGAUCACUCCUUUAAAUACAAAAUGAUAGAAAUUGGAGGAUCCAGAAAUGAAUGGAAGAAAGUAUUCGCCUGUUUUGACAAUGUCCAUUUCCUAUUCUUUUUUUAUGGACUUUCAGAUUUUGAUAAUCCCUACACUGAAUUAGAAUAUGAAAAACGAAAGUUCAAUUAUACUGUUACUGCUUGUAAAAGAUUUCAAAAGUUUAAUCCAAAUUGUAGAAUAAUAGUCCUAUUCACCAAACCAGAUAUUUUGCAAUCAAAACUGAAACGAGGAGUUGUUUAUGAAAAUUUGAAGAAUCAUGAAAUGAGGGAAGAAUUGAAACGAAUCUCAAAUGAAAACGAAAGAAUGGUCAUUAAUUCAAUGAUGAGUGAAUUUUUUGAGGAACACGAAACAGAGUAUCACAUUGUUAAUUUGCUAAAUAAGGAGGAGGUUAAUGGGAUUAAGGAUUUGAUUUUCAGUGGAGUGAAAUCUAGGUUUCCAUUCAUUUCUAAAUGUUUGAGAGAAAGUGGAAGAGAAUGGAAACCAGUUCUUUGGAGAAUAGCCAACAAUUCGAAGCUUUGUGAUAUUUCACUUAUUGCACAAGAUGAAUAA